AUGUCACUCAGCCUUCCGGAACCCUCCGCUCAUGAUCCCAUCGUUCCAAAACGACGACCUCUAAAACCAAACAUUCCGAAAACCAACAUUCUAGAACACGACAUCAGAACGCCUCCGCCACAGAGCCGUGUUCUGAAGAGUACGAACAGAUUUGAGCCAAUCACGUGUCUCCUUCUCAUCCUGGGAUUAACCCGACACACCUGAACGCCACCAUGGGAAACGUUUCUGUGUUUUAAUGUAGACGUCAACGUUGUUCUGAAUCAUCAUGACAGUCGAACCCGAACGCUAACGUCUAAUGUCGGCAGUUUCUGUGAAAUGUGCCGAAAACGCCGACAUCAGUGCGAGGUAACUGUCAUGGCGGAGUCGACUCGGUCCACAGAGGCUGAGAGUCAGUCCGGUUUCACAUCAGGGGAGCCGGGCUGA
Messenger RNA from Xyrichtys novacula (pearly razorfish), 423 nucleotides. NCBI's taxonomy places the organism in Eukaryota, Metazoa, Chordata, Actinopteri, Labriformes, Labridae. The record is from the annotation of a GenBank genome assembly.